Molecule: messenger RNA, 909 nt
Organism: Fomitiporia mediterranea MF3/22
Lineage: Eukaryota; Fungi; Basidiomycota; Agaricomycetes; Hymenochaetales; Hymenochaetaceae
Product: mitochondrial heat shock protein
Exons: 1
Biological process (GO): mitochondrial unfolded protein response; apoptotic mitochondrial changes; protein refolding
Cellular component (GO): mitochondrial inner membrane; mitochondrial matrix
Molecular function (GO): protein-folding chaperone binding; ATP binding; ATP-dependent protein folding chaperone
Source: RefSeq, a predicted model, not a curated record
AUGCGUUUUGACCGGGGUUACAUUUCACCGUAUUUCAUCACGGACGUCAAGAACCAGAAGGUCGAAUUCGAGAAACCGCUGAUCUUGCUGUCCGAGAAGAAGAUCUCGGUGUUGCAGGACAUCCUACCUUCGCUUGAAGCAGCUGCGCAGUCUCGUCGGCCGCUCCUCAUUAUUGCUGAAGACGUCGACGGUGAGGCACUUGCGGCAUGCAUACUGAACAAGCUCCGUGGUCAACUCCAGGUGGCCGCAGUCAAGGCUCCUGGGUUUGGUGACAAUCGAAAGAGCAUCCUUGGUGACCUUGCAAUCCUAACCGGUGGUACCGUAUUUACCGACGAGCUUGACAUAAAGUUUGAUCGCGCAACACCAGAUCUACUUGGUUCAACUGGGUCUGUGACUAUCACGAAGGAGGACACCAUUUUCCUCAACGGCGAAGGUUCAAAAGAUGCCAUCCAGGCGCAUUGUGAACAGAUUCGCUCUGCACUGAACGACCCGACGACAAGCGAACAUGAUAAGACCAAGCUCCAGCAGCGACUUGCGAAGCUCUCCAGUGGAGUUGCUGUAAUUAAAGUCAGUGAUUCGAGCGAAGUCGAGGUAGGAGAAAAGAAGGACCGUUACGAUGAUGCGCUCGAUGCUACUCGUGCGACUGUCGAGGAAGGAAUUCCGCCGGGUGAGGGUGUUGCUUUGCUCAAGGCAUCAAUUUCACUUCCGACCAGUGGAGACUCAAACGCAGCUUCGUCGUCGUCCUCCGAGACUAUCCCUACUGCAAACCUUGGCCAAGAACUCGAUAUCACGAUCAACCGUGGCACUACGCACCAGGAUGCACGGACAAGUCUCACUUCGAGGCACAGUGCACCAGAGCAAUUUGCACAGGGCUAUGACGCGAGUAAAGGUCAAUACGUUGACAUGAUC